Molecule: messenger RNA, 3772 nt
Organism: Apus apus (common swift)
Lineage: Eukaryota; Metazoa; Chordata; Aves; Apodiformes; Apodidae
Gene: ARL14EP
Product: ADP ribosylation factor like GTPase 14 effector protein
Exons: 5
Coding region: 839-1621 (260 amino acids)
Cellular component (GO): intracellular membrane-bounded organelle
Source: RefSeq, a predicted model, not a curated record
CGUUCAUGGCCGCUCCGGGCCGCGCCGCCGUCUCCGGGGGAGCGCGGAGCUCGGGUGCCGGCCGCCCGGCGCAGCGGCGGCGGAGAGCCCACGGCAAGGUGUGAAUACAAGCCUUCGCUUAAGUACUCGAUUUUUAAAGCACUCUCCUAUUUCCACCAAAGAGAAUUAAAAGGCAAAAAGCUGUGUACUCUUCUCAAGGGGAGGAAGGAAAAGACACCUCUGAAGAUUCUACCAGGAAUUCUUACAAAUCAAGUGGAUGAGAUACAUAACUGAUGUCACCAGCAAACUGUUUGAAGAAGCUGUGGUGAUAGGCUUGAUGUGAUUUCGCUGUGUUUUAUAGUGGUUUUUCAGGUAGCAAGGUCAACUAUCAAAACAGAUCCUUGCUGCAGGGGGUUUGGUCUAGAUGACCUUUAAAGUUCCCUUCCAACCCAACGCAUUCCAUGAUUCUAUGCCUGCAAAAAAACUCAUGGGUUGAGAUAGAAACAGUUUAAUAGUUAAAAGAAAAAUAAAACACAAGACAGAAAAAUAAAACCCAAGAAAAGCAAGCAGUGCAAAUGAGAACAAUUGUUCUCUGCCAACCACAUGAUGCCCAGCCAGGACCCAAGCAGCAGCCCUCUCUGCCAACCUCCCCUCCAGUUUUAUUCCUGGUCAUGACAUCAUAGAACAUGGAAUAUCUCUGGUCAAUUUGGAUCAACUGUCCUAGUGUCCUCUCCCACUUUUUAUACACCUCCAGCCUGCUUGCUGACAGGGCAGGGGUGAUCUUCAUAGAAACUGCUAAAGACUUUGAAGAAAUCGUUUUAGGCAAAAUAACUGAAAUAAAUUGUUGUGAUAAAGUAAAAUGGAUCCUUGUUCAGUUGGAAUUCAGCUUCAAGCUACCAAUGAAUGCCAUAAGACCUAUUAUACCCGUCACACGGGCUUCAAGACUAAGCAAGAUAUAUCUUCAACUGAUCUACUGUUACUUCAGCUAAGGACUGGAAUAACCUUUUCAGAGAACAAUACAAUCUGCUUCCACCAUGCAAAAAUUUACAUUGAAAGAUUCGAAGACUUGCAAAAAUCGUGUUGUGAUCCCUUUAACAUACACAGAAAACUGUCAAAGAAAAACUUACGUGCAAUUGACUUAGAUGAUGCAACCUUUUUAAGUGCCAAGUUUGGAAGACAGUUUGUGCCUGGUUGGAAGCUUUGUCCCAAAUGUAUGCAGAUAAUAAAUGGAAGCGUGGAUGUUGAAUCCGAAGAUCGCCAAAGAAGAAAACUUGAUUCAGAUGGACGUACAGCCAAGGCUUUAAAGUCUCUACAGUUUGCUAAUCCAGGAAGGCAGACUGAAUUUACUCCUGAGACCAGUAAGAGGGAAAAAAGGCGUCUCCAAUCAAAAAAUGCAUCAAUUAAUUCAGACAGGCAAGUUAUACCAGCCAAGAGUAAAGUCUAUGACAGCCAGGGACUGCUGCUUUUCAGUGGGAUGGACCUCUGUGAUUGUCUGGAUGAAGACUGCCUGGGGUGUUUCUAUGCUUGUCCCAAGUGUGGCUCCAACAAGUGUGGAGCUGAAUGUCGCUGUGACCGAAAGUGGCUUUAUGAGCAAAUUGAGAUAGAAGGAGGAGAAAUUAUUAGAAAUAAGCAUGUUGGUUAGUGUAUAUGUGCAUUGUUUAUCCUGAGUUUAUAUUUCAUGCUUUAAACACAGCAGUCAUCGUUUAGUGGUUUAAUGAAAGCCAUUGGAUUAUUUCACAAUCCACAUGAUUAAUGUGCUCACUUUCACAUAAUUUUCAGUAUGAUUAUAGAGAUAUUCUUAAUCAUACUACUGUCUUUUUGCAGUUUGUUCUACCUUAUACUCAGUCUUGUUAGUCAUCCAAGUGAGUUCUAACUGAACACUCAUUUUAUGUAAGUAUAAGGUGCUACAUUUUAUGUGGCAUAUCCAGAGCCACUCACCAUCGUUCCAUAUUCUGUUUUGUAGAGUGUUCCAUGUCCAUGUAUCCCUCAUUUUUUCUCCUCUAGUUCAGGUUGUCAUGAUUUUGAAUCUGUUUUAAGUUGAACACUUUAAAAGUUCUCAGUGAAUUUACAUGCAGUAUUAAUAAAACUCUAGUAUUAAUAUGGAUGCUAUAUCUUCUAUAGAUUAUCCCAGCUAUAUCUGAUAAAUUGAACUAUGUUCACUUAAAAUGGAUUCAGAGGCAUUCAGGAGUUAAGAUCCCAGCCAAGUUACUGGGAUUUGAGAUCAAGUUACCCUUAUGAAUUCAAACCUCACUAUUAAAGUGUUAUUAAAACUGUCAAGGCAAUGAAAAUAACACGUUAAAGUAUUCAAUGAUGGUACUGGUUUGUUGGUUUCUGUAUAACAAUUGAAAGAUUUGCUGUAUUUAUCAUCAAUCUAAUGAAUUAUCAGUCUGGAAGGGUUUUAAAGUAAAUGUUUACAUGCAUCUGAAAUUAAUUCCAGUGCCUGUUUCCAAACUAAGAAUAUCCAGAGUGCCACAAAAAAAAAAACCCUGUUGAAUUGAAAUUGUGUGGGUUGACACAAUAUCUAUCCUCAUUAAAACUGUACAGCAUAACAAGAUUGAAGAUAUUUUUAAAAACAAAAUCUUAAUAACAUUGUUAUUUCUUGGCAUUAUCAUUGUAUUUUGGAUAAAUUUCAUAAUUCUGUGAUAAACUGCAUAUUUAUUUGGUCACCUUUAUUAAAAAAUACUAUUUAACGAUUGAUUUAUGAAUAUUUACUUGAUAAAGUUGUAGAAUCUUAUUAUUUGUUUUGAGUGUUUUCUGAUAAGUGACAUGAAAGCUGCAUGGCUAAAAUCCAAAGUUACGCUUGGAGUUGUGCUGACAUCUGCUGGUGCUAGUGAAGUGCAAGCAUUGACUUACACUACAUUUUAUGAAAUCUGCUACAAAAAAUGAACAGCCUUUCUUUUUUUGGUCAGAGCAUUGGCUGUUCUUCCAACUGAUGGCUCGCUUAUUGGCCUUGGAUUCCAGCCACGUUUAUCAUAAGAAGAAUCAUGUGAGUUUAUUUAAGGAGAGAAGCACACUCUUUAAACUCUUUUCCAGACAGCAGCACCAUAGCUGAGUAAGAGCCACGGCUCCCCUUACAUGCAAAUGGCAUUUAAUGCCUUUUACUUGUUGGCUACAGAGCCUGUAUGUCCUGACACAGCAAGUAGUCUUGUGUGUUCAAUCCUUGUUUGGAACUGUUUCAUCUCUUAAAGCAACCUUUUGAGUUAGAUGGAAAUAUAAAAAUAUACCUCCAUGAAAGAGAGGGAGGGAGGAAAAGCUGGUCCAGUCUUGUAUUUUUAAAGUAUUUAUUACUUUUGAAAUCAGACUAGAGUCAGCAGUACUUAUUGUUCUUAACAGGCUUCCAACUGUUUGAUGAAUAUAAUUUGCCACUUAAGUCCACAGUUAGAUGCAGUAACUCUUAAAGCAAGUCUACCAGUAGCUUAAGUUGCCUAGAGCAUCCCAUUAUUAGAACUGUAUUUCUCUGUCCACAUUAAGUCUCAGAAAAGCAUAUUCAGUCUCUCAUUUUACAGAUUGACUAGCAGUGAGUACUUUCCUAAAUAAAUCACUCAGGUUGUUUCUGAACAAAAUGCAUAGGACUGCUGUUCAACUGAAAACCUGCCUGAGUACUGGGUUCUGUUGAUUGCUCUAGAAGAUAUGGGAGAUGUAGGGCUUUUUUCCAGGGCUUUUUUCCAGUAAAAUAAGACUUUUUGGUUGUUCACAUGUCCUGUUUACCUAUUUGAGCCAUUCCCCUUUAGCGGCAUUUCCUUAACAUGCCUGUGUUGUAGUGUGUUAAGUUCAAUAAAACAUUUUUAUAUAA